AUGUCUAAACCAAUAACAUUGAAAUACUCGAACACGAGUAAGAAUUAUGCCGAAUGGAGAACACUCUAUGAACAAAUAUUCGAAAUUUUCAAGAUACCAUCAAUAUCAAAAGAAUUUGCAUCCAAUGCACAGCAAUGGCUAAUGAGAUUGGCUUCAGCCGUUAUCAUCAAAUGCGAUUUGGUUGUCAAGCUUGGUGAAGUUUUUGCAAGGGCUUCCAAAACCAGAGCCCGAAUUUUCCGCAUAUACGCCGACGUGAUUCAGGUUGAUGAUGAUCUGGAUAUUUCGACCGUAGACGGAGGUGGCAUGAUCUUUAUGGUCGCGAGGAGAAUAGAAGUGAAGGAGGGAUGCAAGGUCACAAUAAAUUGUGGGACCAAGGAUCCUUUCCGAGUAAUGGUGUACGCCAUGGAAAUUCCGUGUGAACUUUGCAUCAUAGCAAAGGAUUCCGGUUUGCAAAACGAGCAUCACUUCGCCCUAAAUAGACCAAACCUUGGUGGGCUACUUACUUUAAGCAACGACGGAAAACAUGAAUUUCAGGAUCUCCCAAAAUUCGAUGAAACAAUUUUCCGCAAAACUUCUUUCAGCCAAAUGAUUCAAUUUUCGUUGCACAUAGGAAUCUCAAUGCUUUAUGAUGAACCCGAGAUUACACGAUCGAUUCUUCUAUGGAUCAUUAAGAUAACCGAUGAUUCGGAGAUAAAGAUAGCAAAAGAGCUACACACCCAAGGACUAGCGAUGCUUGUGCAACUUGAGAUCUCCCUGGGGAUAGCCAAAAAUGAGACAUUGUUUAUUCCACAGCUAAACUGUGAAGAGUACGAGAAGAUCAUCGAAAGUUUUUUGAAGUCCGCCUUGAAUUAUGAGCGGGAGUAUGAUAAUUAUAUCAGGCGUACUGAAGAACAAGUUUCUGCUCAAAACAUGUUGAACUAUUAUAAUAUGGUGGUCAAGGGAAACAAGGAUUUAGAGAGUAGGGCGCAAAUUCGCGAGGUAGCAGCAUACAAGGUAUUAGAAUGUAUGGAGAAGAACCUCGAGAGUCAAAAGAAGCUUUUGGAAGAGGCGUCUAAUAGGUUUAAAGAGGGGGUGGAUGAAUGGUUAUCCGAAAAAGAAAAUGAAGCAAAAAGAAUGAUGGCUCUUGCCGUCGUUAUAUUCGCUACAAGCGUUGGCGAAUUUUUAAUUCAACCGCAUAACGCUGUAUGUGGUUUGGCCGAAACCAUUAAGAGGGGUGUCGAAUCGUAUAAUUGCACCAAAGAAGCAUAUGAUAAGGCGAUGGAGACCACGCAGAAGAUCGAAGAGAUCUACAGGUCAUUGGAAGAAAUCGAGAAGAUUUCCGCUAAUUUGAGACGCCAUCACGACUUAGCCAAGAGAUGCGAGGGGGUUAAUGGUAGUUUCGAUGUGGAUAGUCUUGGAAAGGAUAUUGAAUCCGUCGAUCAUCGAGGAAUCCUGGCACGUAACAGAUGGAGUUCAUUUAUAAUAGGCAUGAGAUCGGUGCUUCACGACCCUAUUGAAGAAAGAAUCGAUGGCGCUGAAGAUUACUUGUGCACAUUGGAGAAGUCGUACAAUUGUAUUGUCGGAUAUAUUGAUGCCAAAAUCGAAGUAAUAGCGAGUCAUGAAAAACUCAUGCGCCUAAAAUUCCAGACAGAACUCACAAGAAGAAGAAAAGAGAUCGAAGAGGAAAAUGAAAGCAAAAAAUUAACACAAGAAAUGGAUUCCAGGAAUCUACUCUCUCUAUUCGAACGUUUACUUAGCAUUAAGGGUUGGAUGCUGAUCUAUAUCCAGAAUUAUAAUUAUGCUUAUAAUUAUUGGUCUCUCGACAAUUUCAAAGUUAACCUCUCGACCACAAAAACCACAACCCAAUAUAGGGAAGAUGUGAAUCAAAUCAAACAAAAAAUCAUAGAUGCCAAAAACAGAUUUCGAAAAGACCCUCAGACUUUGAAUCAUGCAAUGAAAUUUUCCGAAAAAAAUUAUGUUGACGAGUUUAAACAAAAUGGAUCUAUUGUGAUCGAAUUUCCACUAGAUUAUGAUAAAUUCAAAAAUUUUGGAUACAUGCGACUAGUAAGAUUUGGUGCAUUCUUGGAGGGAGUCGGAUCUGAAGGUCAAGAAAUUUCUCUUCGGAUAAGUAAUACCGGAAAAUUUUCGGAUAAAUAUGGAAAGGAUGAAUAUCACUUCAUCUCGGAACCAAUAAAAGGAAAAAGAUUUAUAUACCGGGUACCAGGACCUUCAGGGUGUCCAGAAGUGAUAAUGGAUAACACAUACGAUAGCAAAACAUACUUUCUUCCCACACCUUUUAGCCAGUGGACCAUCGAGGUCACCGAACCACUGGAUUUGUCAAGAUUGACGUCCAUAAAAAUUGAAUUGACAAUAAAAUGUCAUGAGAAUCACGUACAUUAA
Messenger RNA from Acaulospora morrowiae, 2379 nucleotides. The record is from the annotation of a GenBank genome assembly. NCBI's taxonomy places the organism in Eukaryota, Fungi, Glomeromycota, Glomeromycetes, Diversisporales, Acaulosporaceae.